ACGACAGGCUUCGGACCUGAAGCACUUCCACGACAUUAGGCGAUGCUCUGUGCCCUGGCCAGAGAAACGUAAGAAGCUACACAUCAGGCCAAGUAUAUAUCAAAUCCUCCGUCCCUUUGCAUACCUGCGCCUUUUCCUGCGCUUUCUCGACUACUGCAGCAGCAUAACCAACAGCUCGUAGCACCUCAGCAACAAUGGGCAAGCCAGUACAUCCAGCGGUCGUCCACUUCCCCAUCGCCUUCCUCUUCACGGCCUACGCCCUCGACAUCCUCCACACGUACCGCACUUCCCUCCCAGCAUUCGCCCAAAAUGCCCUCCUCGGCCCCAACGACAUCACGCGCAGCUCCUACUAUCUGCUCUCCCUGGGCCUGUUGACGGCCAUUCCAGCAGUCGUCACAGGCGGCCGCGAGCUUGUCAUGAUGAUCAGCAAGCAAGGCAUGCACGAAGCAGACGGCAAGACAGUCCGAACCAAGGUCAAGGCCACAAUUGCCCACGCCGUCGCCAACGACAUCGUGAUUGCUGUCUCCACCUACAUCUGGUACAGCCGCCGCGCGCAAGUCAACGACACAAUCGCCGGCAAGAUUCCAGGCACCGCCGCUGCAGCAUACGCCCCAUCCAGCGCUUUCGUGUUCGCUGAGUUUCUCACGCUCGGCCUCCUGCUGAUGGGAGCCAAUAUCGGUGGCACCCUGACAUAUAACUACGGCGUUGGCUUCUCGAGCUUGAGCGCGGGCAAGAAGGAGGGUAAGAAGUCCCAAUAAGCAACAUGCAUACACCCAUCAGCCCCGCAUCUCAGCGCUGACCACAUGGGACGCCUUCCAGUGAACUUGAGGUCUGGAACUUAUGCGGACGAUGACAAGAAGCGCAUUGAGAAGGCGCAUGCGGUGCAUAAGAGUAAGAUUGCGAAUGGCGUGCAGGGAGAAAAGGGAGCUGCUUUGACGGGACAGGCGCUCGCCGGACAAGGGUCACCUUUGACUGGGUGAGCAGGCCAGGUCAGCUGGUGUCAUCAGCUAUAGGGCCACCUGCAAUGUCUGGCUGACGAAGACUGUUGUUCUGCGGUGUGGUGUUAACACGAUAGAUUAGAGGAAGAGAGACCUGAAGACAUGAUCACGAUGAACGAGCAGAUAUGCGUCCGAGGAACAAGUCAAUGCUCACUUUAUUGCCCUUGCUCUCUGCGUUAUUACACUGUACAUUUCAUCUCUCACGAAAGCCGGCAUCCAACUCUACUCGUUCUGGCACGCCCGCUACUUCAGCUGGUACCUCACGGCCGUCGACCUCGUGAAAAUCACCCAGCGCUGGCUUCUCUUCACUUGGUCUUUUCGCUGCAGGCAGCUCAUUCGCAGCAUGACUGGACGCAAACUCUCGCGUCUUCUUCGAC
Messenger RNA from Cercospora beticola, 1375 nucleotides. NCBI's taxonomy places the organism in Eukaryota, Fungi, Ascomycota, Dothideomycetes, Mycosphaerellales, Mycosphaerellaceae. The record is from RefSeq and is a predicted model, not a curated record.